Molecule: messenger RNA, 1812 nt
Organism: Aureobasidium musti
Lineage: Eukaryota; Fungi; Ascomycota; Dothideomycetes; Dothideales; Saccotheciaceae
Source: the annotation of a GenBank genome assembly
AUGUAUCGACUUACAGAUAUCAUUUCCGAUGAACGUCUAGAAGUCAGGAACAGUGCUUUCCAGACACUCUUGAGAAUCUUUAAGAACCACAGUGCUGAUUUCUCGAACCCGGCAUGGCAGUUGGCAAUCGAGACACUCUUAUUCAAGGUCCUUCGGGAGAACGCGGAAAAGCAAAGAAUUCUUCGUUCGAGCAAAGCAUCUUCGAAUGUCAUCAUUGGCCUCGACAACACUUCGAGUGAGAUCAUAGGCGACAUUACCAGCCUCCUUGUUGGACAAUUUGAACAGAUGGCCUCACUCGAUGCUUUUGAUCGGUUGUGGUCAGAUCUGAUGGAGAUUUUCGAGACGCUUUUGUCCUUCCAUUCGUCAGUCAUCAAUGCACCCGUGUAUGAUGGUAUCAGCGCUUUGCUGGGUGCGUUUGGACUUGGCAACCAGAUGUUGGAUCGGGCAGUCUCGCGUACAGAGCUUCUGUGGUCGUCUGCCAUACCCGACUGUUCUGCAGACGUCAAAGGUCAGAAUGCUGAACAAGAGCAAUACAUUGCAUACGUCAACUGCGGAAGAAGCGUCUAUGGUCUCAUUGAGAAAAGUGCCUCAGCAGAUCGACUUGAGAAGUUGGUACAGAACAUGGUUGAUUGUGUCAGAUCCUCGACUGGAGCGGCUUACAGCUCUGAUGUCAACGAUCUCACCAUGCUCCAGCAGAAAGUUCUUGAGCAUCUACAAGCGCUGCAUGGCAACAUCGAACUCGUUUCCUCGACGCUAGUCAACGCCGCCUCACAGCUGGUGUCUUUACCAUUCGCAUCACACGAAAAGCCUAAAACGAAUCUUACGUUCGUUGCCUUGUCAAAAGCAAGCAUGGAUUGGCUAGUUGAGUUGAUAGCUAAAGAUUUAUCAACGCCAGAAAUGUUCCGCUCUGUGGCUGUAGCAAAAGCUCUGGAAGAUCUGGCGACACCAAUGAGCCUCAAGUAUCGUUGGACGCAACCGGGCAAGGCACCAGCGUUGUGGCANAAAGCAAGCUCUGCAUCUUUGUCUAUCAUCGACAAGACACUAGCACAGAUGAAAGAGCUCGGUAUCGAGAACGAGAUGAAGACACGUAUCUGGACAGCUAUCAUCAAUAUUACCCAUGCUGUCAUGCAUGCAGAUAUCGAUGAAGCAUCGCCACAGCCUACAUUCGAGACUGUCGAGAAGGACGAGGUCUUCGAUUGUGAAGCCAUGCGACAACUCAAAACUAUGAUCACGCCAGUUCUGGGCUCUGCAGAUAUCCCCGACGCAGUUCGGCAAACAUAUGUGUCUUCACUGUUCAAUGCAUCACUCAUCCAUUCCGUGGAGCGUGGAGAUAUUCCUCAAGAUGCUGAUCGACUUGACAAACUCGAUACAUUGCGGAUGGGUCGAGUCCGCGAUCCAGAGCCAAGCUUGAGGGAGGACAUGGCGUAUCUUUGCUUCAGAGAGCUAAUCUCCUUGGUCGGUGACUCCAGCAAAGAUCAAGUCAAACUCUCGCAAGCCGCGGCUUCCUAUCUAGUGUUACGCUUCGCACUUCCCUUGAAGGCGUAUGUUGUCGACCAACCUCUUCGUGGUUCGCUGCCGCAGCCACUGUCGCAAGUCGAGGAAUUGCUCUUCUGCUUGACUGAAAUCGAAAAGCUCCAAGGCCUGUUAGCUCCCAUGAACAAAACAGAUGGUACUGGCCCAGCUGGCCACCAGGCACACUUGGAGUUGCUCUUCCCGCUGGUGGUCAAGGCAGUUGGUGUAGCUGGCGACAAGCGUUAUGGUAACAAGAAGGCCUUGGCUCUGCUCGAGAGAGUUCUGGUAGCUAUCAGAUAG